This is a messenger RNA of Penicillium brevicompactum, 978 nucleotides long. Its product is annotated as ribosylnicotinamide kinase. NCBI's taxonomy places the organism in Eukaryota, Fungi, Ascomycota, Eurotiomycetes, Eurotiales, Aspergillaceae. Gene Ontology annotation, molecular function: ATP binding; kinase activity. Bases 1 to 978 code for a protein of 325 amino acids. The record is from RefSeq and is a predicted model, not a curated record. Gene Ontology annotation, cellular component: cytoplasm. The transcript has 2 exons.
AUGUUCUCGAGGUCUUCAAUUGCCCAUCAAAGCAAACAGGACGAAAUGGCAGACAAAGCCGUAAUAAUCGGUAUAUCCGGACCCUCAAGCAGUGGCAAAACAACCCUCGCACGCCUCCUGCAGCGCAUCUUCAACGGCGCAAAGACCCCACACUCACACUUGAACACCUUCAUCAUCCACGAAGACGACUUCUACUUCCCCGACGACAAAAUACCCUACACAACCACAGCCUCAGGCGAAAGAAUCCAAGACUGGGACACCGCCGCAGCAAUCGACCUCCCCUUCCUCUCUCAAGCCCUACGAUACGUACGCAAGAACGGGACUCUCCCGCCUCGCCUACGCAGCAAAGAAGACCAAAAUGAUCAAUCUGACUCCGGAAUCCCAGAAUCAACAGUUCAGGAACUAAGGGAUCUCGUCCAGAGUCGGGUUUCCGGUGAUCGCAGUAUUGCGUUCUUGGAAGGGUUUUUACUCUUUGCGCCGCCGCGGGGGGAUCAUGUUCUUCGUGAGGUUCAUGAUGCUAUUCAGCUUCAUGUUUUCUUGCCUGCGGCUUAUAGGCUUGUUAAGGAGAGGAGGGAGGGGAGGAGCGGGUAUGUGACUGUGGGGUCUGCGCCGGCGCCUGUUGAUCAGGGGGUUGAGGUUGAAGGAGGAAAGGAAGAGGUUGGGGAGAUUGAUAUGGAGGCUGAGGAUGAUAGACCGCCGCAGAAUUUCUGGGUUGAUCCUCCUGGGUAUGUGGAUGAUGUUGUUUGGCCGCGCUAUGUGCGGGAUCAUUCUUGGUUGUUGAUUGCGGAUGAGGGGGGUCGAGACACUGUCGAGGCUGAGAAUGAUGCGGAUCUGGUGAGGAGGAUUGGGGAUGGGACGAGGGUUCGGACGGAUGUCGGGGUGCAGGUUGCGCCUGGGGCUGGGAGCGCGGGGAUGGAUGUUGUCCUGAGGUGGGCGGUUGACUUGGUACUUGGGUUUUAUCUUGAGGACCGGAAAUAG